Agrilus planipennis (emerald ash borer) is the source of this 1075-nucleotide messenger RNA. RefSeq names its product neurotrimin-like. The record is from RefSeq and is a predicted model, not a curated record. The transcript is spliced from 8 exons. Lineage: Eukaryota; Metazoa; Arthropoda; Insecta; Coleoptera; Buprestidae. Gene Ontology annotation, cellular component: neuron projection. The coding region runs from base 149 to 1039 and encodes 296 amino acids.
AUUGCAGUCCUAUCGCUACUGUUGAUAGUAACGCUUGUAAUUGUGAUAUACGUAACACAUAGGACGUGGCGCGGGUCCGACGCUAUUGAGAAAAAGCGCGAGUGCAAUAAAGUACAAGUGGCUCUGAAGCUUUCACCAACACUUUGGUAUGCUGUCGCCAAUGUUUAUGCUAAUCGCAGCAGUGUUUGUCGCGAUCCUUCACGCAAAUGGGAGAAGAAUUCGUAAUGUUGAUUCUAAUGGAAUUUCAGUGAUUCAGGAUGAAACGUACGAAUCGGCUCUACCCCGUUUCGCCGAACAGAUUCCGAAUGUGACAGUAGUGGUUGGCCGUGACGCCCUGCUAACAUGCGUGGUGGACAACUUGCGAGGGUUUAAGGUGGCAUGGGUCCGCGUGGACACCCAAACUAUUUUGUCAAUCCACCAUAACAAGAUAACUCAAAAUCCACGAAUAUCUCUCAGUUACAACGACCACAGAACGUGGUACUUACACAUCCAGAAUGUUCAAGAAUCCGAUAGAGGGUGGUACAUGUGUCAAGUCAAUACCGACCCUAUGCGAAGUAGACAAGGAUAUCUACAAGUUGUUGUGCCACCGAAAAUUAUCGAUAGGGAAACUAGUGGCGAUAUGGUCGUUUUAGAAUCAACGAAUGUCAGUCUUACAUGCAAAGCGACCGGAUCCCCUGAGCCGUAUAUAAUGUGGAGGAGGGAAGAUGGUGAAGACAUUAGAUAUAACGGAGAGAAUGUGAACGUUGUCGACGGCGAAGUGCUCUUCAUAACAAAAGUGAGCCGUCUGCACAUGGGAGUGUACUUAUGCAUAGCGUCGAACGGUAUUCCACCUUCGAUCAGCAAGAGGGUGACUCUCAAAGUGCAGUUUCCGCCGAUGCUGUCGAUACCGAACCAGCUGGAGGGAGCGUAUUUGGGACAGGACGUCUCCCUCGAGUGUCACACCGAAGCCUUUCCCACAUCCAUAAAUUACUGGACAACCGAGCGAGGCGACAUGAUUAUUUCAGAUUCUGAAGAUUUCUUACCCCCUAUCCCGCUAUAACCCUCCAUAACGUUUUGCAAAAGCCCUCCCCCUACC